AUGAAGCAACCUAAGGAGAGCAACGGCAAUGUACGCGACGCCCAACGCCGCACCCACAAGCUCACAUUCCUCGACCUCCCCGGAGAGAUCCGCAACCACAUCUACGAGCUAUACAGCGAGAACGACGAAAAGCGACUGAAGUCGCCGCCACAGUGGGACGUGCUGAAACUCGUUGAAUAUCAACCUCGACCCAAGCGAGGCAGGCGGUCAAAGCAGAAGCAGAAGCAGAAGCAGCAAGACCAGGAACUCAGAACAAACACGCUGCGCCUCGAGCGCCUCCUGUUGUUCACACUUUCUAUCAUCCGAGUCAAUCGACAAAUCCGACGAGAAUACGCGUCGCUCACCUUCUGCCAAGCGCCCAUGGUCGUCGACAUCAACUCCGAGCCGCAUGUCUGGGGCGCUUUUGUCAACACAAUCGGAGAAGACGUCCUCAAAGAAAAAGAUGGACUCGAGACCACAAUCUCGCCAGGUGAAAAGCCCUUCAACGACUCGAGCGAGGUCGACAUCUCGGUGUCGCUUCACCGGCUUGCCAACCCCGUGACGUGGAAUUGUCCGGACCACUCGUCUUCAUAA
Messenger RNA from Zasmidium cellare ATCC 36951, 573 nucleotides. RefSeq lists its product as uncharacterized. The record is from RefSeq and is a predicted model, not a curated record. Bases 1 to 573 code for a protein of 190 amino acids. The transcript has a single exon. NCBI's taxonomy places the organism in Eukaryota, Fungi, Ascomycota, Dothideomycetes, Mycosphaerellales, Mycosphaerellaceae.